AUGAAAUACAUUUUGGUCACCGGCGGUGUCAUGAGUGGCGUGGGCAAAGGCAUCAUCGCCUCGUCCAUCGGCACGCUUCUGAAGUCCUGCGGCGUCCACGUGACGUCCAUUAAGAUCGAUCCGUAUCUGAACAUUGACGCCGGGACAUUCUCACCUUACGAACACGGUGAAGUGUAUGUGUUGGAUGAUGGUGGUGAAGUUGAUUUAGAUUUGGGCAACUAUGAACGAUUUCUUGAUGUCACUUUGCAUAGCCAGAACAACAUUACGACUGGCAAAAUAUACCAAGAAGUUAUCAAUCGGGAGAGACGUGGCGAUUACUUGGGAAAAACUGUACAAGUUAUACCCCAUAUCACAGAUGCGAUACAAGAAUGGGUUGAACGUGUAGCCAAACAACCAGUGAGCGAUGAUAAAGUAGAACCUGAUGUUUGUGUUGUUGAACUUGGUGGUACAAUUGGUGAUAUAGAAAGUAUGCCAUUUGUUGAAGCUUUUAGACAGUUUCAAUUUAAAGUAAAAAAGGAAAAUUUUGUGUGUGCUCAUGUUUCAUUUAUUCUACAGCCUGGUGCGACUGGAGAUGAUAAAACAAAACCAACUCAAUCCAGUGUUCGUGAAUUAAGAGGUUUAGGUUUAACACCCGAUCUUGUUAUUUGUAGGAGUACAAAACCAUGUUCUAAUGUUGAACAAGUUAAAAGAAAAAUAUCAACUUUCUGUGAUGUAGCUUCAAGACAAGUAUUGUUUAUGCACGAUUUGGAUUCAAUAUAUAAAGUUCCUUUAUUUAUGGAAAAUCAAGGUGCUUUAGAAUUUUUACAAGAUCGUUUAAAUUUCCCUAUAAAUGUGGCCUAUAAUCGGAUUUAUAUGAAACAGUGGAAAAAACUAUCGGACAAAAUUGACAGUUCUCAAAAAAUUAUAAAAAUAGCUCUAGUUGGUAAAUACACACAACUUACUGAUGCAUAUGCAUCAGUUUCUAGAUCUUUGAUUCAUGCUGCUGCUCAUAUCAACCAUAAAGUGGCUAUUACAUAUGUUGAAGCUGCAAAUCUUGAAAAUGAAACUAAAUUAUCAAAUCCAGUUGAUUACCAUGAAGCAUGGCAAAAGUUAUGCCGUAGUGAUGGUGUAAUUGUACCUGGAGGAUUUGGUACUAGAGGUGUUGAAGGUAAAAUAGAGGCAUGUAAAUGGUGUCGAGAAAAUCGUAAACCAUUUUUGGGAAUUUGUCUUGGUUUGCAAGUUGCUGUUAUUGAAUUUGCCAGAAAUGUAUUACAUUUGGAAAAUGCUGAUACUACUGAAAUAAAUUCUAAUGCCAAAAAUCCAUUAAUAAUCGAAAUGCCUGAACAUUGUCCCGAAAAUAAAGGUGGUACAAUGAGGCUCGGUAAAAGAACAACGGUCUUUAAAAAAGAUAAUUCAUCUAUUAUACAUAAACUCUAUGGUGGAUUUGAAACAAUUGAAGAAAGACAUCGUCAUCGUUAUGAAGUAAACAAUGAUUAUGUAGAACGUCUAGAAAAAGCUGGUUUAAAAUUUGUUGGAACAGAUACAGAAAAAGUUAGAAUGGAAAUAUGUGAACUUGAUGAUCAUCCAUAUUAUGUGGCUACACAAUUCCAUCCGGAAUAUUUAACCAGGCCUUUAAAACCAUCACCCCCAUUUUUAGGUUUAAUGUUAGCUUCAAGUGGCAAACUCAAAUCAUAUCUGAAUAAUGAAUGUCGUUUUACUCCGGAUGAAAGCUGUUCAGAGGAUGAAUGCAAUGAUGUAUCAUUCAAACUUCAAGAUCUUUCAAUGACACAUUCAAGUAUCAAUGAUAAAUCUGUAUGA
This is a messenger RNA of Macrosiphum euphorbiae (potato aphid), 1797 nucleotides long. The record is from the annotation of a GenBank genome assembly. Lineage: Eukaryota; Metazoa; Arthropoda; Insecta; Hemiptera; Aphididae.